Molecule: messenger RNA, 1280 nt
Organism: Sycon ciliatum
Lineage: Eukaryota; Metazoa; Porifera; Calcarea; Leucosolenida; Sycettidae
Product: myosin heavy chain, clone 203-like
Source: RefSeq, a predicted model, not a curated record
GCUGGAAAAGCUGAAUGCCGACAAGAAAGCUAUGAUCAAGGAGUUGACUGAUGCUAUAGCCAAUGAAGAUCAAGCCAUGAUGCAGGACCUGCAUUGUUUUGAGGACUCCAUAAGCCAUUUGUGCCACUCGCUCAGAACUGCCCACAAGUAUUAUACAACUGAAAACCUAGUACAGGAGAUAAGCAAUGUGAAGAUGGCAGGAGAAGAAGCCAAACUCCGCGUGGAAAUGGGAAAAUCCAAUCUCAUCAGCCUCCAGCAAGAAUUGGAGCAUCUGCAGGCAUCGCAUCCCAACAUAGAAGAGGAGAUCGCUCAGAUUGACGCAGAUGGCUGUCCGACAGCUAAUGAUUGGGAGAGUAUAGUGCAUUUGUUCCAAGAGGAUAUGAACGGGCUUAAGAAUGCACAGGAAAACACUGCGCAAGAAUUGAAGGCAGCACAGGACAAGAAAGAGAGGCUAAUGCAGGGCGUGGAUAAACUGGAAAAGGAGCUUGAAAAGAAGAAGCAAGAAAAGGAAGCUCGAGAGGCCCAGAGGCGAGCUGCCCUGAUAAGCUCCUCACAGCCUAUGUCCAAAGGCCGUCAUCCGAUAUCACCUCUUGUUUCAAGCUCCACUUCAGCAGGUUAUCCCGGCAUCCAGCAGCCACCGAGAUCGCGGCCAUCGUUUGUGCCGCCAUCCCUCAGUCUCUACUCCAGUGCCAGCUCAUCGAUAGCGUCUUUGCCAGCAAGUGCGUCGGCAACUGGACCGCCUGGGGACACCAGCAGUCUGUCUUCCAGUGCUGCAUCCACUAAGUAUGGCCCAACCACCCCACGGCUCAUUACAUUUAACUUCGGCAAACGUACAUGAUGGUGUCCAAGGUGGUACCAUUCGAUGAUUGACCACCAAAAUGUGUUGUCUCUGUGUCCAGAUGAUUCCUUUCAGGGUUUGUGCAAACAGUUCCACCUAAUUGUUGUAUUUCAUUAUCCUCCUGAUUAUUUUUUUAAAUUUACAAACAGUGGGUCAUCCUACAUCAAUCCACCCAACAAAGUAAUAAUCUUCAUAGUCCGGUUGAGUUAGUAUCAACUCCAUAUUUCCCCACAUUUCUGAAUUAUCCCUAAUUAAUUUCCUGCCCAACGGUUGAUUGUGACAAGGUUCCUUCAUGUGAAAGUUCCAUUACCAACUUCCAUUCUACGAGGUGUGUGUGCACAAGCGUGUGUAUUGUAUUGUAUUGUUUAUUUACGGAUUCUCCAGAGGCAAAUGGAUACCUAUCAUGGGAGUAUCUCCAAACCAAUCAUGAGAAUAAUGAAAA